Molecule: messenger RNA, 1922 nt
Organism: Eutrema salsugineum
Lineage: Eukaryota; Viridiplantae; Streptophyta; Magnoliopsida; Brassicales; Brassicaceae
Exons: 2
Coding region: 1035-1691 (218 amino acids)
Source: RefSeq, a predicted model, not a curated record
CUUUCAUCUUUAAAUUUUGAUUGUUCUAAAUUCCAGAGGACUAUACAUAACUAUCGUUCUAUAUUCCACUGACUAUCUUUACGAAGAGCUCUAACAUUCCAGAUAAAAUUCACAAAAAAAUCAUACUUGUGAAGAAAAGCUUUUUUUUUUAAUCGUAUUUUUUUAGGAGAUAUGACAGAUAUGGAGUUGUCACAGUGCAUACUCUGUGCCAGCCAUGUUCAUGUUGUCUUCAAAAAAAGCUCCAUCCUCCAUUGAUAAAAGAAUAUGAUGAAUGAAGAGAUUUUACAUCUUUGAGUGGAUAGAUUUACAUCUCUGGAUGGUUAAUUAUUAAAGAUUAAAGACCGACGUCAGUGGUUCUUACUUUAGCCAAUUAUAAUCUCUUUCCUUGGUGGGUUGGCGACAGUGUUAAACGAUUCACCACCUGUCAACCAGAUGAUGUAGGAACAAGAGCGACUUGUCCUUGCUUGGGUGGAAAGGUGGUGAAUCUCUAGUUGGCCGUACGGCUCUCUCUAGAUGACUCGAUAGAAAGGGAGUGAUGAAACGAUGAGACCGGGUAACAAUGGAUCGAGAGACGCCACACAGAUGAUGGAAGAGUCUGUGAUAAGUCUUGUUCUUCAGCUUCAAAGGAAUCGCUCUUUUCCACCACCUGUCAUCCACAAACCGACGGCCAUACUGAGGUAGUAAACCGUACACUCUCCACCUUGUUGAGAGCUACGGUGGGUAAGAACUUAAAGAAUUGGUUAUCAUGCUUACCUUACAUUGAAUUCGCUUAUAACCAUGCUAAGCACUCAGCCACUAAACAAUCUCCUUUUGAAGUUGUAUACGGGUUUAACCCUUUGACCCCAUUAGAUUUCUCACCGCUUCCCCAAACUGUCUAUUCUAGCUCAGAAGGAAUCACCAAGGCCGAUUUUGUGAAAAAACUACAUCAAUGAGUUAAGGAAAACUUGGAGAAGAAGACUGAGAAGUACAAGCAACAAGUUGAUAAGCACCGGAGGGAGGUCACAUUUGAGCCGGGGGAUUGGGUCUGGCUCCACAUGAGAACCGAGAGAUUUCCACACCAAAGGAGAUCAAAGCUCUUACUGAGGGGAGAUGGACCUUUCCGAGUCCUAGAGAAAGUCAAUGACAACGCAUACAAGCUUGAACUUCCAGGUGAGAUGAAUAUUUCUCCAACCUUUAAUGUUACUGAUUUAGCUCCUUUCCAUGCAGGAGAUCCUGUUCUGCCGUCAGAACCUUUUCUAGAGGGAGGGAAUGAUGAGGACAUCGAGACAAGCCUAACACUAGCUGAUGAAGAGUCGAUCAACAUACCCACCAUGAGGCAUGCACCAAGGACAAGGUCAGGAACUAAGAGUCUAAGAGAGGAGUUCAACAAGUCAAUAGAAGGGCUGAUCACACUUAUAGAGCACGAGGAACUCAAAGAGAAGCUACUCAAAGGGGAGAUCACCCGAGAGACACCAAUGGAGCCUCUAACCAAGUUCAGCACACUUGAGACCCAACAAGACGACGUGGAAGACUCGGCCGGUUCAAGCCAAGACCUUCAAGAAGCCAAGAAAGUCAAAGAGAUACCGAGCAAUGACUUCUCUCUACUUAAGCGUCAAGCCAUAUCAUUCUUACCUGUUUUACAAGGCAUCAAGGACGCUACUACGUUUGUCAUCUCCAAGCAAGUGGAAAUAGCACUCAUCAAACCAAUGUAAGUGUUUACAAUUGGAUUAUAUCUCACGAGCUUAUUGUUUGUUUUGCAGGAGCUUUUCUUGCCUUAGUCGUUUUCCUUAGUUUUUAGAAGUUUUCCAUUUUCUUGCUUUAGUUAAACGAUGAGCUUUGUAGUUUCCUUUUCUGUAUUUUUUGGCCAAGAGAAGCCACCCUGCUGUCGAACCAUUAUAUAAGGUUCCUUCUCAGCAUGUAAACUUUUUACCCUAUCAAUAAAA